This is a messenger RNA of Colletotrichum godetiae, 1457 nucleotides long. Its product is annotated as tho complex subunit 7. Gene Ontology annotation, cellular component: THO complex part of transcription export complex. The record is from RefSeq and is a predicted model, not a curated record. Gene Ontology annotation, biological process: mRNA processing. The transcript has a single exon. NCBI's taxonomy places the organism in Eukaryota, Fungi, Ascomycota, Sordariomycetes, Glomerellales, Glomerellaceae. Bases 324 to 1388 code for a protein of 354 amino acids.
AAGGCAUGCUACUGCAAGGCUGAGGUGUGAGAGAAGGAAGGUGCAGGAGCUUCUUUUCAUUCGCAGCUGCUCCUUUGAGUCCAGUCUAGCCUUUCCAUCACUGUUAACUGUGGUAUGUGUCGCGAAUCAUUGUCGCUCACAUCAAUCAUACCACUUUGCACCAUUAACUCGGCAGAGCUACGACCUGAUCAUUUUUAGGCAAACUCACAGGACCAGCAAUAAAGCGUCCUCCACAGCAUAGCCUCAGGAUAGAAGCUCGAGCAUCUGGCUUUAACAAUUCAACAAGUGGCACAGUUCGUCUUUCCUCAAUUCAAUAACGCAAAAUGGCGUCGUCUUGGGAUCUUCUGGACGACAAGGAGGAGCAGGAGUUGCACAAGACCCGACUAGUCAACAUUGAGGAGAAGCCCUUCAAGCGAAUCACCAAGCGGCUCACAUCCAUCUCGGCGAUUGUAAACGCCCAAUCGAAACAACAACCCACCCCGCCACCUGAGGGCGCAAACGGCGACAAGGAUAUUGAUUCCGAGGCGAAGUGGGAGACGAAGAACGCUCAAACCCUGCGAGAGAUUGACCAGAUCAAGGACGAUCUCACCCUCGACUUUGCCGCAUUCGACAGCAGCAUCGCCCGGCUGCAAUUCCUCCUCGACGCGAAUGUCCGCGAGCGCGAACGCUACAAGGCCGAUCAACAACGCAUCCUCGAGGAAUGUCAAAAUGUCCGACACAACAAUGCACGGCUGCGCGAACAGCUGGAGGGCGCUAGAGCGACGCUUGCCCAACGUAAGGAGUACGACAAGCUCGCCAACGCGCUCAUGGCUAAGGGCCUGCGGCCGCGCGGGGAGCAGGAGUCGAACCUGAAGAAACUCGAGGAGGAGAUUCGCGACCUGGAGAAGGAGAGCGAGACCUACGCGGUGACUUGGCGGGAGAGACGCGAUCAGUUCAGCAAAAUUAUGGAUGAGGGCAUGCAACUGCGCAGACAGAUCCGCGACGAGAAGGAGGAGGUCGAGAGACGGGAGGGCAUGAACGAAGACGGCGAGGAGGAUGGCGAGGCCUCUAGAGGGGGCAACACGCCUCGCCACGUCUCCAGCGGCAACGUCACGCCGCACCCAGACAGCGGUGCCGUGCCGAGACCGACUUCGGCGCACGAGGGUCAGUCGGAGGAUCAGUCCGAGGGCCUCAAGCCUCGACCGGGUGGCUUGGGCAGCUUUUCGCGCUCCGGCAGCGCCGUCCCGAGCCAGAGUGGCACGCCUCAUCCUCAAGACGAUGACGAGGGCGAGAUUGAAGAGGGAGAGGACGUUGAGAUGGAUGAUCACCAUGACACACAGCUCACUUCGGGAGGCGAUACCCCUCAAAUCACAGUGGACGCACCGGAGAGUAUGGAGGUGGACAGCUAGACGAAUCAAGUGCUUCGGAGGAUCCUAGAAUAGUCCCUCAAUUGAGAUACCCAUUAAACCAGGCAGAUA